AUGUUACUGGUAUCACUAUGCCUUGGUAUACCUUUCCUUGUCCUAUCAGGCGUAUUCGACAGUAUUGCACUCUUCUAUCUGUUUCGCUUUCUUCUCGGAAUCACCAUAGCAGGAACUAUGUCCGUUGGAUGGGCAUUCUGUGCCGAAAUGAUCUCACCAAGGCAUCGAUUCAAGUUGAGAACUUUCACAAGCUGGACUAAUGGAAGAAUUAUUAUGUCUGUUCUCACCUAUCUUGGUAGAUCGACUUGGAGGCUGGCAUCAUACCUUAACGCAGCUGCAGCCUUGGUUACCCUGAGCAUCAUCGCGUUCUUGCCGGAAAGUCCGAUGUGGUGCAAAAGAAAGGAGAAAUUUGAGAAGGAACGGAAAGCCAAUGAACGAAUGGAUUGGAUCAAGGGAUUUGAACCCAAAAGCAAUAAGUCCGAAGGUUCAGAGAAAGAGGAUAAACCGGCUCUUAAACAACCUCCUCCAAUGACAAUGAUGGAGUUGCUGCAAGAUUCUCAGCUCCGCAUAAGCUUUUUCACGCUCGUCGUAAUGUGGUUUUGUGCUGGUCUGAGUACAUAUAGUAUUGAUUUGAACAGUGAGGACCAGACCAAAAAUCUUUGGGUGGGCCAAAUCGUCAAUGCAGGAUUAGCCUCAAUAGUGCGAGUGCUUGUUGGCAUUGCUGACGAUAGACUUCUCUGGCUAGGACGAAGGCUUGUGUACAUAUUGUCGAUGGGUACUUGCAUAUUUGCAGCCGCCGCUUUACUAUAUGAGAAUGUAAACGAUAUGAAGGGGACGCAUUUGUACUUCGCUACAUAUCUCUUAGCGUACAAUUCGAUUUCGGUAUCAUGGGAAACGAACUAUUUGAGUGCAGCCGAGUUAAUACCCACAGAAGCUCGAGCCAAAGUUUACGGCAAUACUCAACAUUGUAACAAGAAUCGGGAACAUUGCUGCUGCUCGAACGGUAGGCCUGUGCAAAUAGGAGUAGGCAAGUUUAAAGGCCAUUGGGAGCCCGGAAUCAUGAUUUACAAUCUUUGUUCGAACAUAUUCAGUUUCAUAAAUAACUCUUCAUUGUUUUCCCACAAGGGUGAGUUCUGCAACCAAAAAUUCUUGUCUCCCUAUGUCGAAAAAGGCUCCGCCGAGAAACCGCCUGGUGAUGCUGGUAAGAGCAAGGGUACAGAAACUAGCAAGGGAAGUAAAGAAGAUGCGAAGAAAGAUGAACCUGAAAGCGGUAAAGAGGAGGACAAGGCAGGAGAAGGUGCGGAAAAGAAGGAACCUGAAGAAGAGGUAGGAUCGGAUGAACCAAGUGAAACAUCAGAAGAAGGAGAAAAGUUCAACGUAGUGUCCGCAGCAACACCUAAGCGCCAAUAUGAUGUAGCUCGAGAAAGGCAGCAGGGUUCCAAAGACGAGAAAAAAGAUUCUAAAGAUGAGCCAGGAGGUUCCAAGAACGAACCGAAAGGCUCUAAAGACGAUUCAGAAAGUCCGAAGGAGGCUCCGAAACAAGUUGAGGAGAAGGCGGAUGCACCUAAGAAGGGGCCUCAAGAAAAGAGAGCUGAGGAUUAG
This is a messenger RNA of Cooperia oncophora, 1542 nucleotides long. The record is from the annotation of a GenBank genome assembly. NCBI's taxonomy places the organism in Eukaryota, Metazoa, Nematoda, Chromadorea, Rhabditida, Trichostrongylidae.